This is a messenger RNA of Meloidogyne enterolobii, 511 nucleotides long. The record is from the annotation of a GenBank genome assembly. NCBI's taxonomy places the organism in Eukaryota, Metazoa, Nematoda, Chromadorea, Rhabditida, Meloidogynidae.
GAUGACUUCAGAAAAAAGAAAUAUUUUGACUGUGGAAGAGUUACCAAUUUAUGCAACGAAGGUGGCAGACUUUCAUGACUCUUAUUUAACGGAACGUAAACCUGUUUUUGGUGAAGAAUAUUUUCGACAACUCCGAGUUGCUACAAAUAACUUUUUUGGAAUUCCGGAGUUGAACUUGAGUAAAGUUACAAAGACUUUGGAACCAGUAAAGGAUGUGGCUAGUGCUACCGAAGAUUUCAUUCGAAAGGAAAAUACUGAAUUAUUUCCAAAAUUGGCAGCUAUAUCUUUGGGUGGAAUGGGAGGAUAUGUUUAUGGAAGAAGGAAAGGAUUUAUUAAAAAAUAUUUUUAUACUUCUAUUGGACUACUUGUAAUGACUGCUUUUUGUUAUCCAAAUGAAACAAUUAGAGUUGUUAGAACGGGUUUUGAACAUUCAAAGAUGACUUGGGAGGAGUUUAAGAAAUGUGAGUUUUUAAUUUUUAACGGGCGCGGUAGUUCGACAUCUGCGGCCUAA